CUUGCCCUCACCUGGGGAGGAAGGACUGGAGGAGGCCGGGGGCCCACGGGGCGGGGGCACGCUUGGCGCUGCUGCCGCUCGUCCUCGGCCGCCCAGCCCGCCCCCCUUAGCUCGCCUCCCGCCCCCCCGCGCUCCUUGCCCCCCGCCUGGGCGCGGAUCAGGCCCCAGACGCCGCCUCCUCCCCCUCCAUGGCCGCCGCUUACCCGGCCGCCGCCGUCGCUGUUGCUGCUGCUGCAUUGUGGGAAGCGGCAGCCUCAGCCGGACCCACCUCACGCGCCGCCGCCGCCGCCGCCCAGGCUGACUCCAGCCGCCGCCGCCGCCGCCACCAUCCCCAUCGCUAUGGGCGCCGUCACUGACGAUGAAGUUAUUCGCAAGAGACUUUUGAUUGAUGGAGAUGGUGCAGGUGAUGACAGACGAAUAAAUUUGAUGGUGAAGAGCUUUAUCAAGUGGUGUAAUUCUGGAUCUCAAGAAGAAGGCUAUACCCAGUACCAACGCAUGUUGAGCACUCUGUCACAAUGUGAAUUUUCAAUGGGAAAAACUUUACUUGUGUAUGAUAUGAACCUCAGAGAAAUGGAGAAUUAUGAAAAAAUCUACAAAGACAUAGAAAACAGCAUAGCUGCAGCACAUGAAAAAAUUGCAGAGUGCAAGAAGCAGAUUCUUCAAGCAAAAAGAAUACGAAAAAAUCGCCAAGAAUAUGAUGCUUUGGCCAAAGUAAUACAACAUCAUCCAGAUAGGCAUGAAACACUGAAGCAGUUAGAAGCUCUGGGAAAAGAACUUCAGCAUCUUUCUCACAUCAAAGAAAAUGUUGAAGAUAAAUUGGAGCUGAGGCGGAAGCAGUUUCAUGUCCUUUUGAGCACCAUCCAUGAACUUCAGCAGACCCUGGAAAAUGAUGAAAAGCUUUCAGAAGCUGAAGAGUCCUCAGACAAUCCAAUGGAGGUGGAAGAUAAACAGUAGAUGGACUUUGGAUUGAACUCAGAAGCCUGGAACCCCCCCCCCCCCCCCCCCGCCCUUGAGUCGAAUGAGUACUUAGGGAUGUGGAUUUUUUUUAAUGUUCUUUUUCCAACAAUAAACUAAAAAAAUGCUUCAAA
Molecule: messenger RNA, 1088 nt
Organism: Sphaerodactylus townsendi
Lineage: Eukaryota; Metazoa; Chordata; Lepidosauria; Squamata; Sphaerodactylidae
Gene: THOC7
Product: THO complex 7
Exons: 8
Coding region: 340-954 (204 amino acids)
Biological process (GO): mRNA export from nucleus; mRNA processing
Cellular component (GO): THO complex part of transcription export complex
Source: RefSeq, a predicted model, not a curated record